AUGCUAUCCUCUCGGCUUUCCCUCAUCACCACUGGGAUGCUAAACUUUCUGCUGUGGAUCAGCCUGCUGUCUCCGCAAGUCUGCUGUCAAGAUGGUGAAUAUGGUGAGACGCAGUCUGGAAUCGUGCCGGUGGCUUCCGCAGAAUCCUUGCCUCACUUUUUGGUUGAGCCGGAGGACGUGUACAUUGUAAAAAACAAGCCUGUGACCUUGGUGUGCAAAGCCAUCCCGGCCACACAGAUCUACUUCAAGUGCAAUGGGGAAUGGGUUCACCAAAUGAACCAUGUCACGAAAGAGACUGUAGAUAAAGCCACAGGGCUCAUGGUGCUGGAGGUGAGAACCGAUAUCUCCCGACAACAGGUGGAGAAGAUGUUUGGAUUGGAGGAAUAUUGGUGCCAGUGUGUGGCCUGGAGCACGUCAGGGACCACAAAGAGCCAGAAGGCUUUCAUCCGGAUCGCGUAUCUUCGGAAGAACUUUGAACUGGAGCCCAUUGGGAAAGAGGUGGCGUUAGAUCAAGAGGUUUUACUGCACUGCCGUCCUCCGGAGGGCAUUCCCUCAGCCGAGGUGGAAUGGUUGAAGAACGAGGAGCUGAUUGACCUGGUUGAAGACUCUAAUGUCUACGUGACUGUGGACCAUAACUUGAUCAUCAGAGAAGCUCAACUUUCGGACACCGCCAAUUACACGUGUGUGGCCAAGAAUAUCGUAGCCCGGCGCAGGAGCACCACGGCAAAUAUUACCGUCUACGUGAACGGAGCCUGGUCCCCAUGGACAGGCUGGUCAGCCUGCAGCAGCCCCUGUGGCCGGGGCUGGCAGAAACGCACACGUACGUGUAGCCGCCCGAGCCCUCAGAACGGCGGCUCUGUCUGCGACGGGCAAAACACACAGACGACGAUCUGCACCAUCCUGUGCCCAGUGGACGGGGGCUGGGCUGAGUGGAGCGGCUGGACUGCCUGUGGGCCGGAAUGUGCACAGAGGAGAAGCAGAGAGUGUGGAGAGCCUGCCCCGAGGAAUGGAGGCAAGGAAUGUGUCGGCCUCAGCUCAGAGCUCCAGAAUUGCACGAGCAGCCUAUGCCCACAUACCUCGGUGGCGACUGAUGACAUCGCAUUGUACUCUGGGGUCGCGACGGUCACUGUGUGUCUCACACUGUUGCUCGUCGUCGUUGUCCUCGUCUAUCGGAGGAAACAGCAGGACUUUGACUCGGAUGUCACUGAUUCUUCAAUAUUAACAACAGGAUUCCAACCGGUCAACGUCAAAACUCCUAAACAAGAUAAUUCCCAUUUGCUUACAAUCCAGCCUGACCUCACAGCCGCCUCCAUGUACCACUCGCGGCAGGAAAUCUCUGACAAGAUCCCGGUGAAUAAUUCCGCUCUGCUGGGGCCCCUCGUCAACCACCAGCACUCUCUGCGCAACGGCACGUCUCGCUCAGCCACAGCGGACAUCAUGAGCAGACUCUCCAUGCAGAUGAACACCAAGUCUCUGAUGAGGGACACUUCCAAUACCUCCUUUGGCACCUUUAACUUCCUAGGUGGCCGUCUCACCAUUCCCAACACGGGGGUAAGUUUACUCGUCCCCCCAGAAGCCAUCCCUCGGGGAAAGAUGUACGAGCUAUAUCUUACCGUGCAUCAGAAAGAGAACGUGAGGUUACCUCUAGCAGGAUGUCAGACCCUGCUCAGCCCCAUUGUCAGCUGUGGCCCCCCUGGUGUUUUGCUCACCGGCCCCGCUAUUCUCAGCAUGCAGCACUGCGCUGAGGCCAGCGCAGAAAACUGGGCCGUCACACUGAAGAAGCAGUCACCGCAAGGCAACUGGGAGGAGGUGUUACAUCUCGGGAAGGAGACUCCAGCCAGCCCUUACUAUUGCCAGCUGGACGGUCAGAUGUCGCACAUAUUUACCGAAGCGCUAGGCAAGUACACACUGGUGGGGGAAUCACUGAACGUGACCGCAGAGAAACGUCUGAGACUCGUCCUGUUUGCACCGGGAACCUGCACUUCACUAGAGUAUAACGUUCGGGUCUACUGUCUGGAGGACACUCAGGAUGCUUUGAAGGAAGUGAUGCAGUUGGAGAAGCAGCUAGGGGGACAACUCAUUGAAGAGCCAAAGAUCUUGCACUUUAAAGACAGUUACCACAACCUGCGCCUUUCCCUCCACGACAUACAACCAGCUCUCUGGACAAGUAAGCUGCUGGACAGCUAUCAGGAAAUUCCAUUCUAUCACAUUUGGAGUGGUUUCCAGAGGAACCUGCACUGCACCUUCACCCUGGAACGCUCAAGUCUAGCCACCACCGAGCUGGUCUGUAAAAUCUGGGUCUGGCAGGUGGAAGGAGAAGGGCAAAGCUUCCAAGUCCACUUUAACAUCAUAAAGGAUGCCAGGCAGAGCGAUUUUCAGUUCAUGGAGCCGACCAACUGUGUCACGUCAUUAGCGGGGCAGUGUGCGUUCAGGAUCCCUUACCUGAUCAGGCAGAAAAUCUGCAGCAGUCUAGACGUCCCCAAUUCCAGGGGCAGUGACUGGAGGAUGCUGGCGUACAAACUCAAACUGGAGCGGUAUCUGAAUUAUUUUGCGUCUAAAGCCAGUCCUACCUCGGUCAUUCUCGACUUGUGGGAAGCUCAGCAUUUUCACCAUGGCAACUUGAACCAUCUAGCCACCAUCAUGGCCGAAAUGGGCAAGCAAGAGCCAAUGAUCUUCAUGGUGUCGGAGGCAGAGUGCUGAGUCUUAAGCAAAAAUAAUAAACAAAAUGCAAUUCUUGAAGAGGCAAAAGAGUGGUAGGUAAGUGACCGACUGGUGAAGUGAGAAGGGAAUUGGAUGCAGAAGGUGGUCUGACCCGUUCACAUCAGCGAGCCAACACAAACACCCACCACCCAAAAAAAAGUCUCCAAAGCAGGACCUUGACAAGUUAACAUCCGAACAUUGGACUUUUUUUUUUGCUCCACUUGUUGAAAAAAGACGUUUAAACACUUCCCACUUGCUACAACAGGAAUUAAUAUACACACGGCAGCUCACGCCAACAGCAACGCUUCAUGUAUGACGUCCGUCACUUGCAUAUUUUCGCUCGAAAGAGACGUUGGGAAUCCAUGUUUUGUAGCGUGUUCUGGUAGUUUAACCUUACAAAGUGUUUUAAAGAGAUUCUGUCAAAUGGUGUGCAAUUCUUUUCCAAUCUCCUUGCUUCUUCCUGUCAUGUGCUGUAUAAUGCUGUAAAAAAAACUAUUGCUAUGAAGAGGUGACAUGGCAUUUAUUUAGCGUAACUCCUUAUUCGCAGCACUUUGCCUUUGAGGACUGACUCUUGUGUUCAAAGAUGUUUGUGAGAUAUGUUGACAUUGUAUCAGUAGUGCCCUUCAUCACCUCCUAGAGAUGCCUCUUUAAUUUAACCCUCCCAUGACUGAAUUGACAUCUCAGCCACGCACGAUCAAAAGAAAAGCAAGACAGCGCAAAUUUCUGUCCUCCAAUUUUAUUUUCAAAAGCAAAAACAGCCGAACAUUUCCUCACCACGU
Callorhinchus milii (elephant shark) is the source of this 3479-nucleotide messenger RNA. RefSeq names its product unc-5 netrin receptor A (gene unc5a). Lineage: Eukaryota; Metazoa; Chordata; Chondrichthyes; Chimaeriformes; Callorhinchidae. The record is from RefSeq and is a predicted model, not a curated record. Gene Ontology annotation, cellular component: membrane. The coding region runs from base 1 to 2700 and encodes 899 amino acids. The transcript is spliced from 17 exons. Gene Ontology annotation, biological process: netrin-activated signaling pathway; anterior/posterior axon guidance. Gene Ontology annotation, molecular function: protein binding; netrin receptor activity.